AUGUAUACCAAACCGCUGACUAAAACACAAACCCUUAAACGGUCACGAGUCCAAGCAGAGGACCAAGAUAGCAAUUACGAUGCCUCAUCGGAAAACACACGACUCACUCAUUUAUUAGAUGCAGAUGACGGUUGUCUUGACGAUGGAUUUUCCUACUCACUACAUAAUAACAAAGACCACCAUAACCUAGCGAUUCUAGAUGCUAGCGCUGACUCGCAAUUACGAAACGCACUCCGCUUCCUCCCAGCCAAGCCUCAAUUAGACGGUCUCAUUGAAGCAUUCUUCAGCAAUGUCAAUCACCAUUACAAUUUCAUUCACCCGCCUGCCUUUAUACGCCAAUACGUCAACUGGUCGUGCAGAACGCAACAGCCAUGUCUCCAGGAUCUUCAACUCACAACCCUCAUAUUCAUGAUGUGCGCUUGCGUUACGCAGCAUCUCGACCUUGAUGCGCAAGCGACACUGGGAACUCAUCUGACCCAGCCAUCGAAGGAUGUUUCCAAGGCUUUUCACGAUGCUGGGACAAGGCUUGCAGAGGCGAUACCAGAUGGGUCCUAUCAUCUGAUCAAUCUUCAGUGGAAAGUCCUUUCUAUCUGCUGGUUCAAAGGCGAAGCAAAGUUCACGGAAGCCUGGCAUACAAUAGGGCUCGCUGUGCAAGAGGCAUAUGAGUUGGGACUGCAUAAGUCGCGACACAAGGCGACACAGGAUAUUGAGGUGCAGAUUGGCCGACGAGCCUGGCGUGUGUUGUACUGCUGGAACUGGCAAUUGUCGUCAAUACUAGGUCGGCCUUUCAUCAUGAACGACAUUGAUUCAGAGCCUGAACAACCCGACCUGAAAGGUUCAGCACCAACACCAACGCUUCAUACCAAACUCCAAUACCAGCUCAUUUCAUCCCUCGCCAAGCGCUGGCAGACACCGCAAAACAUCAACUCGCCAUCCAAAGUCCGGGACUACAAGAACAUGGUGGAACAUCACGUGUCCUCCUUUCCAGCUGUGUUUGCUCUAAACAACCCAGACACUUCGAAAGAUGCUGAGUGGCCUUGGGUCGUGACGCAUCGCUACUAUGUCCAGACAAUGGCGUACUUUAUGAUACUCCAGCCAUACAAAUCAUAUUUCUUACACCCAUCGGCAGAUUUGUCUGUACCAGAAAUACAACAACUGCGAGCAGAAGCGGUAGAGUGUUCGCUGAAGACGUUGCAGAUCGCAACUCAAUGGGCAUCUCGAGUCUCACAAGGCGAUGGACAGUUUCACCUUGUUGUUCUGUGCCUCUUUGACACGGCUGCUUUCUUGUCCAUGUCUCUGCAGAGGGAUCAAGUGAACAACUUUCCUCAGCAGGUCAAAGUUGUUAUUGCGGUUAAUGAGGCUGCUGCGACACUGAAGGAACUUCAGACAAUAUCGCGGGGAGCUCAAUCGUCAUACAGGCUUUUAUGCAAGAUUCUACAGAAAAUGGAUUGGAAUGCUACGGAUAGAUGA
Messenger RNA from Fusarium proliferatum ET1, 1470 nucleotides. RefSeq lists its product as uncharacterized. Gene Ontology annotation, cellular component: nucleus. The record is from RefSeq and is a predicted model, not a curated record. Gene Ontology annotation, biological process: DNA-templated transcription. Lineage: Eukaryota; Fungi; Ascomycota; Sordariomycetes; Hypocreales; Nectriaceae. Gene Ontology annotation, molecular function: zinc ion binding; DNA binding. Bases 1 to 1470 code for a protein of 489 amino acids. The transcript is spliced from 5 exons.